AUGUUCAAGCAGGUGAUCUUCGCUGCCCUCCUCGCCGUCGUUGCCGCCAAGCCUGGUAUCCACUCUGUGGCUUAUCCUGCACCCAUAGUUGCUGCACCUGCAUUCGCCUACAGCGCUCCCUAUGCUGCAUAUACUGCACCUGCUGUUGCCGCAUACAGUGCAGCAUACACCGCUCCUGUUGCUGCAGCAUACACCGCACCGGUUGCUGCUGCCUAUUCGCCAUUCGCUUACUCUGCGCCCAUAGUUUCUGCAGCAUAUAAAACUCCAGUCUUACUUAAG
Molecule: messenger RNA, 279 nt
Organism: Brenthis ino (lesser marbled fritillary)
Lineage: Eukaryota; Metazoa; Arthropoda; Insecta; Lepidoptera; Nymphalidae
Source: the annotation of a GenBank genome assembly